Molecule: messenger RNA, 501 nt
Organism: Clonostachys rhizophaga
Lineage: Eukaryota; Fungi; Ascomycota; Sordariomycetes; Hypocreales; Bionectriaceae
Source: the annotation of a GenBank genome assembly
AUGGUUGCUGCGCUAUUUGCCCUGCGCCUUGUGCCUCGUAGGUUGUCUGCCGCUGUGUUGCUGUUGCUGGACGACCUCCCUGACAACAAAAUCAUCCUGGUUAGAACAGGAGUGCCCAUCAUCCAACCCGGAAAUAUGGUUGCAUUGACCCACGAUGAUAUGCAGCAAGAUAUCAAACUGGAGGGCUUUGGCCUGGCGGAUUUCGGGGCAAAUCUCAACGCAGACCAACUUAGGAUCGCUAAAGCGAGUAUUCGGGCAUAUCACGAAUGUGCGAGAUACAUGACCAAGAAAGACCAACAGACGGCUGCGACCGAACUCAAGAAAUGGGCAUUCAAGGGCGUCACACAGCCAACACAACACAAGGUCGUCCGCCGUACUGAUGAAAAGAAUAAAGUCGACCUUUGGUUUAUGGACUGCAUCUACCCGGGUAUGGUCGACUCUGCCAAGGAGAAAUUUACCGAGUAUAUCGGAGACCUGAAGGAGGAGCUUCGCUUCCUAUAG